AUGCCGCAGAGGUUACAUUACAGACGCCGGUUGCCAUAUAAAACGGCUUCGAACAAGACCAGGGUUUCCAAAACUCCUGGUGGUAGAUUAGUGUUUUUAUACAGAAAGAAGCAAGGAAAGAUUCCACGAUGCGGCGACACUGGUGUUAAACUGAAGGGUAUAACUCCUGCAAGGCCAAGGCAAUUAUCUAAAAUGACCAAACGGUUAAAGAAGGUUUCGCGCGCAUAUGGUGGAUGCUUGUCGGCCGCUGCAGUUAGGGAAAGGAUUAUUCGGGCAUUUUUAAUUGAGGAACAGAAGAUAGUAGCAAGAGUACUAAAGGCGAAGAAGCUUGAAAAGAAAUGA
Messenger RNA from Enterobius vermicularis (human pinworm), 342 nucleotides. NCBI's taxonomy places the organism in Eukaryota, Metazoa, Nematoda, Chromadorea, Rhabditida, Oxyuridae. The record is from the annotation of a GenBank genome assembly.